AUGUCAUUCCAAGCAGCCAAACGCCGUCGGCUUGACCAAGCAACAUCCACGCUUUCCAAGCCAUUCAAAUCUCCGCUCCGCAAACAAGUCCAAAACACAUCUGCAGAAUACGGUGUAGAGAAACCAGACAGCUUAAUAAAACUAGAAGCGCCGAUUAAAGCCGCUGCUGCUCACACAACUACCCCCAGCAACACACAAACAACACAGAGCAUCAUUAACAUCCCGUGCACCCCGAUUAAAAGACCCACCACAAUCCCACCAACCGCGCCACCUGCCAGCGCUUCCACCACAUCGUUGACACCAUCACCAAGCGCAUCUCCUGAACUCGUCACUCUCCAGAAGCAGCACUCUGCCCUGACCACCCGCCUUACAAAACUACGCAGGGAACUUGAUCUCGCUACACAGGCGCUAAAGCUCGAGGAAUCCGGGCAAGAUGCGGAGCUUGAAAUUCUGAUUGCCAAGUGGAAGAGAGUGAGCCGUGAGGCGGCGGAGGAACUGUUUGUUGGAGCAGAAGAGAGGGUGAAAAGGAUGGGUGGCGUUAAAGGUUGGAGAGAGAAUAUGAGAAAGGCCCAGGAGAGGAGGGCGGGGUGGGAUUACGAUGACCAAAAUGUUGGGAGUGAUGUGGAGGAGGCUGAGAGAGGGAGGGCAGAGAUCGAGGGUGAGAUCGAGGUUCACGAGGGUACGAGUGCGAGCAAGAAUGGAAACAGAGGCAGAAACGGGGAAAGCGAUGAGGAUGAGAGUUUUACCAUGGAUAUGAUGCUAAAGAGCUUAAAUAUCGAGCUUGAUAUCAUAGGAUUCGAUGCAGAUACCCAACAAUGGAUUUAA
Molecule: messenger RNA, 825 nt
Organism: Histoplasma capsulatum G186AR
Lineage: Eukaryota; Fungi; Ascomycota; Eurotiomycetes; Onygenales; Ajellomycetaceae
Exons: 2
Coding region: 1-825 (274 amino acids)
Biological process (GO): DNA recombination
Source: RefSeq, a predicted model, not a curated record